UACGCAUUCCUUCCAAUGCCAAGUUUUGGAAGGGAACGCUGCCACUGCUGCUUUUCAGUCGAGCUAAGCGCGUUAUCCAAUUUUCUCGCGCGCCUCCGUUUCCUUGACAGCGGAGUCCGAGCAAUGGCUGCUACGCUCUUCGCGUUGGACGCCGUUACCCGGCCGGCAGAAGCGUCUUUGGUCAACGUGCGGCGCAUGCGCAAGCGUAGAGUGCUGUGCCGGAAGCCGGAAGCGGCGGAGGGGAAUUGCUGUUUUGGUUUUCGGAGUUUUAAAGAUCCUUUUCAGCCACGGAGGGUUUUAAAUCGCUUUUCUAGCCUUUCCUGGUCCCGCGUCGCCAUGGAUGCGCGAGCGCGAGCCAAACGCUACGAAAAACUGGACUUCCUGGGUGAGGGCCAGUUUGCUACUGUUUAUAAAGCAAGAGACAAGAACACAAAUCAAAUUGUUGCUAUUAAAAAAAUAAAACUUGGACACAGAUCAGAAGCUAAAGAUGGUAUAAAUAGAACAGCGCUUCGAGAAAUAAAACUGCUGCAAGAGCUUAGCCAUCCAAAUAUUAUUGGACUUCUUGAUGCAUUUGGACACAAAUCAAACAUCAGUCUAGUGUUUGAUUUUAUGGAAACUGAUCUAGAGGUUAUAAUAAAGGACACUAGUCUUGUUUUGACACCUUCCCACAUCAAAGCAUAUAUGCUGAUGACACUUCAGGGAUUAGAAUAUUUACACGAACACUGGAUUCUUCAUAGGGAUCUUAAGCCAAAUAAUUUGUUGCUGGAUGAAAACGGAGUUUUAAAACUAGCUGAUUUUGGUUUGGCAAAAUCUUUUGGAAGUCCAAACAGAGUUUAUACACAUCAGGUAGUCACAAGGUGGUAUCGAGCACCUGAAUUAUUGUUUGGAGCUAGAAUGUAUGGAGUGGGUGUGGAUAUGUGGGCAGUAGGCUGCAUCUUGGCUGAAUUGCUUCUAAGGGUUCCAUUUUUGCCAGGAGAUUCUGAUCUGGAUCAACUCACCAAGAUUUUUGAAACCCUUGGUACGCCAACAGAAGAGCAAUGGCCUGGUAUGACAAAUCUUCCAGAUUAUGUUACUUUUAAAAGUUUCCCUGGAAUGCAGUUUCAGCACAUCUUCAGUGCCGCCGGUGAUGAUUUGCUGGAAUUACUGCAAGGCUUAUUUCACUUUGAUCCUUGUACUAGGUUCACAGCUAGUCAGGCACUGAAACAUGAGUAUUUUAGCAAUCGACCAGCACCAACACCUGGAAGUCAAUUGCCAAGACCCAACUGCCCUGCAGAAGCUUUGAAAGAGCAACAAAAUCCUGUUCCUAAUUUAAAAAGGAAAAGGAUGGAUGGAAAAGAUCAAGGGUUACCCAAAAAACUGGUUUUUUGACAACUAUGGGAAAUGAGGAUCUUGAACAUUUCUGCUGCUAUGAUAUCUAAAAAGACCAAAUUUGAGAACUGAGAGAUGUCAAUUAAAAAUAGGAGAAUGCUAUGUUUGUAAAUGUAUGUAAUAUGUAUGUAGUAUUUCAAUACAUCAUAACCAUGUAUUUUAUUACUUUUUUUAUAAAAAAAAUAAAAAUACAAAAAAAUGGUGUGCUGAGUAAAAAUGUUUUAAGUGUAAAUACAUGAAUGAACUGGAAAAUUAUAAAUUGCAAAUACAAAGAUUACAAAUGAAAUUCUUUUUCCAAAUAUGCCUGUUAGGCAGAGACAAGGCCAAAAUAUUUUGUUCUAACAAUAUGCUUCAGUACAUAGGAUAAAGCUGCUUGCUCCUUGAGAAACCUGACUUCCAAGCAGAAACUCAAAUACUUUGAAGACAUGAUGUUGAGCAGAUGUUGAAUUAGAAUGUAGAAUUAAAAAUGGAUUGAAAUAAAGACCAUAACAAUUAAUAACAUAAGUUACCGAAAAUCAAAGAGAUUACUGGAAUUUCCAUUUAAAAAACUGUGGACUUGUGUAUUUCAUAAUAAUUUUAUGCUUCCCAUUCAAAACAAAGAACAAAAACUCUUAUAGUUACAAUAGGUGCAUAUAUCAUUUUGGGUCACUGAAUCUUCAAAGCAUUCUUAAAGGCCAGCAGAUUCAGGAAUUUACAAUAUGGGGAGGCAAAGAGGUUAUUCCAUGGGUCACCGGGGGGGGGGGAGCAUGGUAACUAAAGAUAGAUGGUUCCACAAACAUCCAGAAGCCAUUAGUGAUGUUACAGGAGGAUAUCUAGGUGAACUAACUGCAGUUUCUGAGUAGUUUGCAACGGUUGUCCCAGGUACAAUGCAGUAGUGUAGAUGAGAAAUAAGACACGAGUGACUGAAUAGCAAUACCAAAUUCAGGAAUGUGAAAAGUUGGGAUAUAACCUCUGAUCACCUUUUGCAACCUUCUGACAAGCAAUGUCGAUCCGGAAGCCAGAUUCACUUAACAACUGUGAU
Molecule: messenger RNA, 2389 nt
Organism: Thamnophis elegans (Western terrestrial garter snake)
Lineage: Eukaryota; Metazoa; Chordata; Lepidosauria; Squamata; Natricidae
Gene: CDK7
Product: cyclin dependent kinase 7
Exons: 12
Coding region: 16-1368 (450 amino acids)
Biological process (GO): positive regulation of transcription by RNA polymerase II; protein phosphorylation
Cellular component (GO): nucleus; cytoplasm; transcription factor TFIIH holo complex
Molecular function (GO): ATP binding; cyclin-dependent protein serine/threonine kinase activity; RNA polymerase II CTD heptapeptide repeat kinase activity
Source: RefSeq, a predicted model, not a curated record